AUGGGGUUCCACAGAGUGGUCAUACUAGACGGUGCCCCUGUGAGCCCAGUCUCAGGAGAUCUCCCCCCUGGGCUGAACCCUGCUGCUGCUGAAGCUCGCUGGUUACCAGCAGGUGGGAAGAAGAAGAAGAAGAAGAAGAAGAAGAAGAAGAAGAAGAAGAAGAAGAAGAAGAAGAAGAAGAAGAAGAAGAAGAAGAAGAAGAAGAAGAAGAAGAAGAAGAAGAAGAAGAAGAAGAAGAAGAAGAAGAAGAAGAAGAAGAAGAAGAAGAAGAAGAAGAAGAAGAAGAAGAAGAAGAAGAAGAAGAAGAAGAAGAAGAAGAAGAAGAAGAAGAAGAAGAAGAAGAAGAAGAAGAAGAAGAAGAAGAAGAAGAAGAAGAAGAAGAAGAAGAAGAAGAAGAAGAAGAAGAAGAAGAAGAAGAAGAAGAAGAAGAAGAAGAAGAAGAAGAAGAAGAAGAAGAAGAAGAAGAAGAAGAAGAAGAAGAAGAAGAAGAAGAAGAAGAAGAAGAAGAAGAAGAAGAAGAAGAAGAAGAAGAAGAAGAAGAAGAAGAAGAAGAAGAAGAAGAAGAAGAAGAAGAAGAAGAAGAAGAAGAAGAAGAAGAAGAAGAAGAAGAAGAAGAAGAAGAAGAAGAAGAAGAAGAAGAAGAAGAAGAAGAAGAAGAAGAAGAAGAAGAAGAAGAAGAAGAAGAAGAAGAAGAAAAAGAAAAAGAAAAAAGGCCACAGUUAG
Molecule: messenger RNA, 723 nt
Organism: Closterium sp. NIES-65
Lineage: Eukaryota; Viridiplantae; Streptophyta; Zygnematophyceae; Desmidiales; Closteriaceae
Source: the annotation of a GenBank genome assembly